Messenger RNA from Adineta steineri, 1443 nucleotides. NCBI's taxonomy places the organism in Eukaryota, Metazoa, Rotifera, Eurotatoria, Adinetida, Adinetidae. The record is from the annotation of a GenBank genome assembly.
AUGAUUUUAACACGAUUUUCUUUUUCAAUAGUUCAUUGUUUGAACAAUAUAAAUAAAAAUAUAUUAAUCCGUUGUUAUUUAUCAACCGAUCGUUCAGAAACGAUUUCAGCAGCAUUGAAAAAAUUCUAUUUAAAAGUUCAUCCGGAUUUAUUUACACAAUAUCCAAAAGAAAAAGAUGUAAAUGAAAAAAGUUUACAAUUAGUUAGUGCUUAUCUGUCUGGAUUACAGCGUAAAGAAUAUAUGGCAGCGAUAACUGUUACUUUCUUUACAAAAGUAUUAACAAAUAAAUCUGCUCUUGCACCAGUACCAUUAUCUCCUCAUCGAGUUACAUUAAAUUCAAGAGAUCUUCUAACUAGUGUAAAUACUAUAUUAAAUACAUUGGAUUUACCCGUUGUUGAUGUACCAAAAAUACAAAAACAAACAGGUCAAAAUGAAAUUCAUUUUAGAGUAAUUGAAAUUGAAAAAAUGUAUGAUUUUGCAAAAAUUCCUAAGCUAUCAAUUGAAACAUGGUUGACAAACAAUGUUGAAGCAGCACGUACUAUAACUAAACGGCAUCAAGAAUUAAUGAAUGAAAUUAGUGAUAAAGUUAACGAUAUUAAAGAACGAUUUAAACUUAAAUCAAUUGAAUAUAGAGAUGAUUGGUCUGUUUCACAAUUUUGUGCAUGUCUACGUACAUUAUUUUUGUAUAUUGAUAAAUGGCAUGACAAACUCUUAACUUUAAAAGAUAAACGACUUAUAUUUGGAGAUAAAUCAUGUUUACUUCGAGAUGGUUCACUUGAAUUAGGUGCAAAUGAUCCACCUGUUUACUGGGAUCAUGUUAUCUGUUAUGAAUUAUUAGAAUCUGAUCAAUAUAUGGAAAAAAUAACUUCAUAUGAAACUAAUCUACGUGAAUAUUUUCGUGGAAUUGAAAUUCGACAAGAUCCUGAUUCUGAAUAUUUAUGUCGUGCUCAUACAUAUUUAUAUCAUCUUUUACAAUUAUCUCAUCACCUCGAUUUAAAUCGUCAUCAUGAAGCACAUAGAAUAGAAUCUUGGAAAAAAUUUUAUUUAUUUAUUAAUCCAUUUAGUUCAGAACCAUCAUUAACAAAUAGUGGACUUUUUCAAAUAAAUGCAUAUGAUGCAACAAUGGAUAUAUUAGAUUUUAUGGUAAAUAAUCGAGAAAAUGCUGAAGAAACAAGAAAUUUAUAUGAAAAAGAUGUUAAAAAAGAAUUAAAUUUACUUAAAAAAGUUCAAAAACAAUUUCAAUUAACUGAUAUAUUAAUUAAUCAACGAAUAAAAAAAAGUGAAAUUAUCCAAUGUUGUCAACGAUUACUUAAUGAACAUGAACGUUUUUUAAAGAUUUUAAAACAAUGUCGACUUAAAAUUGAUAAAAAUUAUAAUUUAGCACAAAAUGGAACUAUAUCAAUACCAUGGAAUUGGUCAUUUGCACAAGAAGAAACACUCUAA